Molecule: messenger RNA, 2487 nt
Organism: Beta vulgaris subsp. vulgaris (sugar beet)
Lineage: Eukaryota; Viridiplantae; Streptophyta; Magnoliopsida; Caryophyllales; Amaranthaceae
Product: methyl-CpG-binding domain-containing protein 9
Exons: 3
Coding region: 185-2431 (748 amino acids)
Source: RefSeq, a predicted model, not a curated record
UUUGGAUCUAUGCCUCUUUGGGGUCAGUAUCACCAUCACCCGCCAAAAAAAGAGGAAAAAUAAAAGACGACAACAAAACAAAACAAAACAAAACAAAAGAGAUUCCUUUAAUUACACCGGAGUUAACAACAAUACCUCAUCCAACUCGGCAAAUCAGGUGUUGAGCAACUCAAUUCCUUCAACCAUGGAAACCCUAGAUCCCAAUUCCAUCCCCAACUCACCAAACAAACGUCUCAAAACGGAAACCGAAACCCUAAUUCCUUCAACACCAUCCUUAUUUGACAAAGGAAAAGCUCCAAUUAUCGCCGACAACGACGGCGAAAUUGAAGAAGGUUACGAAUCGCCGGCGAAUUCGUCGCCGGAAAACUGCGGAAUUUGCUUUUUGGAAGAAGGAAAUACCUUCAGAGGCCUCAUUGAUAGUUGCGACCACCACUUUUGCUUCCUUUGUAUCAUUGAGUGGUCGAAAAUCGAGUCUCGGUGUCCUUUGUGUAGGGAAAGGUUUAGUACCGUUCGUCGUGUCAGGAAGGAUGGGAGCUUUAUCGGUGAAGGUUCGGUUCGUGUGCCUGUUCGUGAUCAGAUUUAUGAUCCUUUUGGGGAACCAGUGGACCCAUAUGCACAAGCGAAGUGCAGUAUCUGCAAUAAUACAACUGAUGAGUGUCUUCUUCUACUAUGUGAUCUUUGUGACUCAGCUUCACAUACUUAUUGCGUUGGCCUUGGUGCCACUGUACCUGAGGGUGAUUGGUAUUGCCGGGACUGUGCUCUUCUACGGGAUGAGCAGGAGGAUAGUGAGAUGGGGUGUGAUGUGGUUACUUCAACUGUUUCACCUCAAGUUGAUGAACCAUCUUCUACUUCAACUUCAAUCUCAAUAUUUGAUAUCGUGAGAGACCCGAAGGAACCGGAAUCGGGCACCAGUAGGCUUCUCAAAUUGGUGUCUCAAAAAGCGACAAAGUUUUCUUCCUCAGCUAUCGCCACUGACCAGCCAAGUAUUGCGUCUGCAACAAGUGUACCUGAUUCAAGAGAUAAUUUUCAUCCUGCAGCUGAGUUGUCAGGAUCAAGUGCCAGAACUCUGCGGAAUUGUCGAAAUGUUCACAGGCACAUAAAUGUCUUACGCGAGAAUUGGGGUGCUUUUAGAACUGGAUCCUUGAACUUCUCUUCUACCGUAUCAGAUUCUUUUGGUAAAGCUGGUCAACAAAAGAAUGUUGUUGGAACCAGUUUGAAAAGAUCUGGCAAAUUGCAAUCUUCAUCCACAUGCUCUUCGGAAACAAAGGUAGCAGAGAAUUUGCAUGAUGCUAGACGUAAUAAAGAAUCCUAUAAUGUUGAUAGAGCUUGGAAGUUGAUGAAUAUUGCGAAGACAGUGCAGCGGACAGAUAAGUCAAAAAGUACCUCUAAGAUUGCUAAAAAGAAUGGACAUAGCAUUAAGAGAGAUAAACUUUUGCUGAAGAGCUCAGUGUCUGGAAGAAAGGAUCUAACGUCCCCUGUCUUGGAGGAACAAAGGCCUACUCACAACAUUAGUGGAAGGCCUGCUCAGAGUUCAGGGAAGCAUCAGUUUGGUAAUUUUGUCUCACUAGCUGCUAGAACCCCUCUCAGCCAGCAUCAGAAUUCCCGCUUCUCUAAUUUAUCUAUGCCUACUGAAUUACAAACUGCUUCAAACGAUGAUAUUUGUUAUAACCGAACAUGCUUUGCAUCAUCCAACAAAGUUCAGGGGAGACUUUCUGCUAUUCUUGGUGAUGGCUCUGCCAGGUCAGCAUCUUCAUGUGGGUCAAUAGCGGUAGUUUCUGAUGUGUCUUUUGCCAGAUUGCAGAGGGGGGAAAUAUCUGCAUGUCCUGUGAAACAAGCUGUCAAUUCAAAGAUCUAUAGCUCUAGCACAAGGGAGCUACAAAAGUCAGUUCAAACUGACAUUUGUCGAGAUAAACCUGCCUUACACCCUCAUCCAAGUUUAAGAAGAGGGUUGUCAAAUAAUUUUGAUGAACAGAAUAGUUUUGCCUGUUCAACUGCAUAUGAUCCUAUAUUGGAUGGCUUUGAUGCAUCUCAUGUCAAAUUGGAGGGCAAGAAAAUAUCUGCAUGUCCUGGGAAAGUAGGGGCUAAAAUCACCGGCAAGGAUAGCAAGGAUGAUGAGGCAAAGGGUGAGAUCCAAUCCCUUGUCAAGCUUAAUCUGAAGCUCCUUUGCAAAGACAAACGAUUAGGCGUAGAUGCAUUUAAAGAAAUUGCCAGGCUUUCAACACAUACAAUUUUGGCGUCCUGUGGUUUCGAGCACCGAAAAAUUGUUGAUCCCCUCCCGAGAUUCGUAUGUCAUCAUGCUGAUCAAACUCAGCAGGUUUAUAAGUCUACAAUAGUGCCUAGUUCUUGUAGAGAAUGCUUCUAUGCCUUUGUUAAAGAUGUUGUUAACUCAAUAAUGUCUGAGAAAUUGAAUAAUGCUGGGAAUGUAUCUUGAAAAAAAAAUCCAUUUUGCGUGGUCUAUGGUGAUCAUUAAAGCAUCAGCUUCUACCA